GUAACAGGUUUCACUGGAGCGCAGUGGGUAGUGCCUUUAGAGAAUGGAGGUCAAAGUCUGCGUGAAACGCUCGGGAAUGUGAUACCAUCAGAACUGCAGCAGUUACAUCAGUCUGCGGCAAGAUUGAGUACAAAUGAAGAUGGAAAGUUGUGUUUUUUGGAUAUUGUCAAUCACAAAGUACAGGUAAUGCUGUUUAGUUGA
Molecule: messenger RNA, 201 nt
Organism: Anisakis simplex (herring worm)
Lineage: Eukaryota; Metazoa; Nematoda; Chromadorea; Rhabditida; Anisakidae
Source: the annotation of a GenBank genome assembly